This is a messenger RNA of Dentiscutata erythropus, 708 nucleotides long. The record is from the annotation of a GenBank genome assembly. NCBI's taxonomy places the organism in Eukaryota, Fungi, Glomeromycota, Glomeromycetes, Diversisporales, Gigasporaceae.
AUGACUGAAUCGUUAUCGGUAACUUCCCAACCGAAGAAAUUCCCAGGUGGCAAAGACUGUACUCUAACACUACAUCUAUUAUCCGCUCAACCUGAAAAAUAUAAUAUCGUCUCACUUAUAACAUUUACUCCUGUGACUACUAAACCGUUUCUCGCUCAUCCGCAGCAUUUGAUAAAACUUCAAUCCUUGGCUCUUGCUCUUCCUCAUCAAUUUUUAUCUGUCACCCCUCCAUAUGUAGAAUCAUAUCGUUCUCUAAUCAUUUCAUGUAACACUGAUGUUUUAGCAACAGGUGAUAUUCUUGAUGUUUGUAACCGGUUUAUGGAUCGUGUAGUUGAAGGUACAGAUGUCGAAUUAGUACGCCCACUCUGGGAACGUGAAAGGACAGAAUUAAUUGAAGAAAUAUUCAAAUUAGAAUUUGAGGUUUUGAUAAGUUGUGUAAAUUUAGAAAAAGUCGAAGAAGAAGUUGCCAGAAAAUUGGUUGGAAAUAUCCUUACAAGAGAUUUAUAUGAAAAUGUUAUAUUAAAGCAAGAUGUAGAUGGAUGUGGUGAAAUGGGCGAAUAUCAUAGUAUGGUAUUAAAUGCUCCAUUGUUUAAAAAAAGAAUUGUUAUUAAGAAAGGUAAACAAACAAUUUCAGAGGAUGGAAAAUUUUUAUUUUUUGAAAUUCAAGAAUGUGAAGCAGUUGAUAAAAUCGUAGGUGUAGACGUUUAG